This is a messenger RNA of Podarcis raffonei (Aeolian wall lizard), 2344 nucleotides long. Its product is annotated as tyrosine-protein kinase ZAP-70. The record is from RefSeq and is a predicted model, not a curated record. Gene Ontology annotation, biological process: protein phosphorylation; innate immune response; cell surface receptor protein tyrosine kinase signaling pathway. Lineage: Eukaryota; Metazoa; Chordata; Lepidosauria; Squamata; Lacertidae. Gene Ontology annotation, cellular component: extrinsic component of cytoplasmic side of plasma membrane; cytoplasm. Gene Ontology annotation, molecular function: signaling receptor binding; ATP binding; non-membrane spanning protein tyrosine kinase activity. The transcript has 12 exons. Bases 55 to 1884 code for a protein of 609 amino acids.
UUCCCCUGCGCAUCCUAUGACCGCCGCUUGGGCAGCCCCAGGACCUGCCGCGCGAUGCCCAACCCAGCUGCCCACCUGCCCUUUUACUAUGGCAGCAUCUCCCGCUCGGACGCUGAGGAGCAUCUCAAGCUGGGCGGAAUGAUGGACGGCCUUUUCCUGCUGCGCCAGUGCCUUCGCAGCCUGGGCGGCUACGUGCUGUCAGUCACCCACAACCUCCGAUUCCACCACUACCCCAUCGAGCGGCUGAUGAACGGCACCUUUGCCAUCGCGGGCGGCAAGGCGCACUGCGGCCCCGAGGAGCUCUGCGAGUUCUACUCCAAGGACGCUGACGGGCUCUGCUGCCCGCUCAAGAGGCCGUGCAACCGCCCCGGAGGCCUCGAACCCCAGCCGGGCAUCUUCGACUCCAUCCGAGAGAACAUGGUGCGGGAAUAUAUCCGGCAGACGUGGCAGCUGGAGGGGGACACCCUCGAACAGGCCAUCAUCAGCCAGGCCCCCCAGGUGGAGAAGCUCCUGGCCACCACAGCCCACGAGAAGAUGCCCUGGUACCACGGCCCCAUCACUCGAGCGCAAGCAGAAAGCAGACUCUACUCAGGCUCACAGCCUGAUGGGAAAUUCUUGCUGAGAGAGAAAAAGGAGAAAGGCUCUUACGCUCUGUCCCUCAUCUACGGAAAGACGGUUUAUCACUACCGGAUCGGACAGGACAAAGCAGGGAAAUAUUCGGUGGAAGACGGAACCAAGUUUGAUACGCUGUGGCAGCUUGUGGAAUAUCUCAAACUGAAACCGGAUGGCCUGAUCUAUUAUUUGAGAGAAAGCACACCGAAUCCCGAUAUGCCAACAGAAACCGUGACGCCUGCCCCACCGGCUCACCCAUCUGCUCAACGGAGACUCGUAUCGCAAAACUCCGAUGGUUACACACCUGACCCCAUUGGCCGUGGGAAAAAGGGCCGGAUCCUGCCCAUGGACACGUCCUGCUACGAAAGCCCUUACAGCGACCCUGAGGAGCUGAAGGAGAAGAAGCUAUUCUUGAAAAGGAACAACCUGAUUGUUGAGGACAUGGAGCUGGGGGCAGGCAAUUUCGGCUCCGUCCGGAAAGGCGUUUACAAGAUGAAGAAGAAGCACAUCGACGUGGCCAUCAAGAUCCUGAAAAGCGGGAACGAGAAAGCCGAGAGGGACGACAUGAUGAAGGAGGCGCAGCUCAUGCACCAGCUGGACAACCCUCACAUCGUCCGCAUGAUCGGCGUCUGUGAGGCCGAGGCACUCAUGCUGGUGAUGGAGAUGGCCUCCGGAGGGUCCCUCAACAAAUUCCUCUCCUCUAAGAAAGAUGAAGUCCCCGUGAAUAAUGUGGUCGAGUUGAUGCACCAGGUGGCCAUUGGCAUGAAAUAUUUGGAAGAGAAGAACUUUGUCCACCGAGACCUGGCUGCCCGGAAUGUUCUGCUGGUCAACCAACACUACGCCAAGAUCAGUGAUUUUGGGCUGUCCAAAGCUCUGGCCGCUGAUGACAGUUACUAUCUGGCCAAGACGACAGGGAAGUGGCCGUUGAAGUGGUACGCCCCAGAGUGCAUCCUCUUCCGAAAGUUCUCCAGCAAGAGUGAUGUCUGGAGUUAUGGCGUCACGAUGUGGGAGGCGUUUAGCUACGGACAGAAACCCUACAAGAAAAUGAAAGGACCGGAGGUGAUAACAUUCCUGGAGGAAGGGAAGAGGAUGGAUUGCCCCCCCAAAUGCCCCCCCGAGAUGUACAAGCUGAUGCAGCAGUGCUGGACUUUCAAAUGGGAAGACCGGCCGGACUUUUCCACUGUGGAGACGCUCAUCCGCACCUAUUACUACAGCAUCGCCGCCCGGACGGAGGAAAGGCAAGAGGAGAAAGCGAAAACUACGCCCGAUUGAGCUCCGGACACCCACCCAAAUUCCUCUGCAGCCAAGACAUCUUUCCGCCUUUGGGAAGGGAUGCUUUGCAGGCUGCGCUGUUUCUCUGCGGCUGCAAAUCCAGAGUUGGUGGAGACCAAGCUCAGUUGGCCCUCGCCCAGGCCCACAACUGCCUGCCUUCUUGUGUGCAACCAGCCCUCCUGCCUGUCAGCUUCCUCCCUCAUCCUUGGUCUUGCACAGCUUCUCUGCCUCUCAUUGACUCUGGUGCCCCCUACUGGCGGUCCUCCUCUUGUACACUGCACACUGUUGAUCCAAAUUCAGUAGUGGCUCCAGGUUUCCCUCUCCCUUCCCCCUCCCUCAGCGAAUAUGAACGUGAGAGCCUGCUGGAUCAAGCCCAUCCAGUCCAGCAUCCUAUAUUCACAGUGGCCACCAUGCAAGCAGGAUCCGUGCGCAAGAGCCCCUUCCCCUCCUUCAGUUUCCG